AUGGCUCUUGCCUCACUUAGACGACAGUUGUCGCGGGUUCUUGCUCCUCGCUCAGUAGACUCAGUCAACAGUUUCGAUGCGAUAAAUCGAAAAGACACAGCUCAAGUAGACGAACGUUUACAAGGUCGAUCAAGCCCCAAGGCAUCGGUCUAUCAGCGCUCUCCACCACAAUCUGGCGUUACGCUACACAAUUCCGAGCAUGUACCGACAAACCUAUCAACUGAUGUGUUGGUGCAAGUCAUGACCGUAGGCGACAGUGUCAUCACCAUCGAGACGCAGCGAGAAGACGAACAUAUCGAGCGACCAGCAGCCAAGCGAAGGAGGAAAGGACUCGGCCUCCGCAGAGUCAAGACAGCUCCUCCAGUCAGUCAGACCAUACCCGUUCAUGGUUCUAUCACCACCAUCGAGUCUGUUCCCAAUGGCAGCCGUCGUCGGGCUUGGUCGUAUCCGCUGGGCAACUGGAGGAAGUUCAGCUUGGUACGACGUAUGCGUCGAGGCUCUGAUCUCAAGGAGGCCCGCAAGAAAGCUCGUAGAGGCAAAGCGGCCUGCGAGCUAGAUUCCGAACGUCAACCUCCGGCUGCACAGAACACAGCACAUCCUUUCAUGUCCGGUGCUUACCAAGGGUCUCCAUCGCACAUGAAUCCUGCUACAGAUGAGGUGGGCAUCUCACCACGGACCUCGAUCGACUUGGGCAGUGGGCGUCCCGCUUUCACGCGACCCAAAGGUUCUCCAACGAAACCUUCCACCAAUCAGAACAGCCCCAACGAAGAUCAAGACAAGCGCAAAGAUUCGCAUAUCCAUGGCAUUAUGCAAAUCAAAGAGCAAGCUUCUGCAGAAGUGGAAGCAAAUACUAAAGAAUCAACGUCCGACGAGCAACCAAGUAAAAGCACAGCGUUCUUACUACAUGCAAUAGACUGGAUCAGGCAACGACGCGCUUCUAUCUCGUCAAACUCUUCAUCGUCUGACUCACCAGUGUCGUCCCCUUACAUUCAGCCAGCACGUCCUGCUCGCCGAACACAAGAGGUACAUACUACUCAGACACAACCUGCUGUGGGCAGACUAUCCAUGGUGUCCAGUUGCGACGAGUCAUCCAUGAAAUCUCGGCUCAACUUACCUCCUGGCUUCGAAAUCCCUGUCGAAGGUCAAGCUGGUCCUGCCGACUGGUUGCACCGUAGCUGGGAAGAGCAUUACCGGCGCUCAGCCGAAUCUGCACAUCGAGCUUGCCACCCUUUGGCCGCUUCACGUUGCCUCCCCUAUAAGAGGNGGGAAGAAUACCAGCGCUACCAUGUUGUAGCUACAUCUCAAGACGGACCACAAUGCAUCCACGCGCAACGACUGAAAUCAAUACCAGACCAUACCGAAUACGUCACUCAAGUCUGGGACUUUGCAAAUGAUCGUAAAGGGAAGGGUCGCAAAUAUGUGGAAAAUGUUGGUGUAGAAGAUGGAAGAGGUAGACUUGAAUCUAGGGACGUUUUUGGUGCAGAACAGCAAAGAGAAAGACGUAGGAGUAGUAAAGGGGCAUGUGUAACUACUGUCACAUUGGGCGAGUGCAAUUUUGCGAAGGAGCUGGAGCAGAGUGUUGCAUGA
Messenger RNA from Aureobasidium musti, 1587 nucleotides. The record is from the annotation of a GenBank genome assembly. NCBI's taxonomy places the organism in Eukaryota, Fungi, Ascomycota, Dothideomycetes, Dothideales, Saccotheciaceae.